AUGUAUGAACCGGAAGAGAACAGAGCACUUUAUAAGGGACUGCCACUUAGACCUCCACUUCCUACACCUGACGAAACAAGGACUCGCAAGGAAGAAGAUGCAGUAAAGAUGGCAACACUAUAUGGAGGACGAGAAAAAAACGAAAUCAGAUUAGUCAUGGUUGGAAAGACUGGAUCAGGGAAAAGCGCAACCGGAAAUACAAUCAUGGAAAAGGCCAACUAUUUUGAGUCAACAAUAUCAGCAGGGUCAGUCACUCGUUAUUGUGAAAGAGCAGAAUGCAAACAAGCAGAACGUAAGGUUAUUGUUGUAGAUACGCCAGGUUUAUUUGAUACAAAUAUUCCUUCUGAUGAGGUAUCAGAAGAGAUAACAAGAUGUAUAAACAUGUCAAUACCAGGUCCACAUGCGUUUCUCCUUGUGAUGCCGAUAACUAGGUUCACAAGCGAAGAAUUUGAUUCGUUUAAUCGUCUCUUUGAACUCUUUGGUGAUGGGAUGGGAAGAUUUGCAUGCAUUGUUUUUACCAGACUUGAUGACCUAGAAAGAGGCAAAAAGUCAAUUGAAAAAUACAUAGAAACCGCGCCACAACUGAAAAAUUUCAUUCAACGUUGUAAAGGUCGAUAUAUUGCAUUUGAUAAUACAGCACCUGAGAAGAAAAAAAAGGUUCAGGUUAAACAUUUUAUUGAGCUUGUCGAUAAAAUCAUAAAGGAAAACGGGGGAAAUUAUUACACAAAUGAGUUAUAUAGGGAAGCUGAGGCUACCUUACAAAGGAAAGUAAAAGAAUUGGAGGAGGAAAAGGCACAACAAAAAAGGAAAGAGAUUGAACUAAUACAGUCCAAAUUUAAACACGAAAUAGAUUCCAUGAGGGAAGAAAAUAAAAAAUUAUCAGAACAAGUUUCUAGUAAUAAAGAACAUCAGAAACAGGUGCAAAGAGAAAGAGAAAAUGCCGACCAACAAAUUCUUAAAAUGAAAGAAAAAAUAAAAUAAAUCGACAAGAAUCAAGAACAAUACAAAAUUAUGAAACAAGAGAAAGAGGAGAAAGAAAAGCAAGCAAAACACUUAGCAGAAAAGGAUAGACAGUAUAAGGAACUCUUACAGAAAACGGAACAACAAC
Mytilus californianus (California mussel) is the source of this 1108-nucleotide messenger RNA. Its product is annotated as GTPase IMAP family member 9-like. The transcript is spliced from 3 exons. The record is from RefSeq and is a predicted model, not a curated record. The coding region runs from base 1 to 981 and encodes 326 amino acids. Gene Ontology annotation, molecular function: GTP binding. NCBI's taxonomy places the organism in Eukaryota, Metazoa, Mollusca, Bivalvia, Mytilida, Mytilidae.